CAAAAAAUCUAUCAAAAUGUCGCUAAAAAACUUUGUGGAUAAUAAUUCCUGUGUUUUCUCUAUAUUUGCAUGUAUUUCACUGACUUUCUUUUAUGUUGCGAGCCUGUAUGUCUGGAGGUCAAAAUUGAGCAGGGAUCAUCCUUCAACAAUUAAAAGAAGAUUCUUCAGUGUUUCAUGCAUGAUGUUGUUAGCACCAUUCUUCAGCCAGUAUUUCUUUACGGAGACCACGCUCAGUAAAAGCGAUAUUUAUGAACAAAUGGGCUUAAGAACAGCUGGUUUUUUUGCAGCUUCUACUUUGCCCUUAUUGUUAACGGCUGUUUUGUUUUUGGGUCCUUUGACAAUGCAGUUUUUUUCCGGACUAUGGAAGUUGUAUUCAGAACCAGUAUACUGGGUUUCAAGUUGGCAGGAUCUUGUAUGGGUCCGAAACCACGUGAUGGCUCCAUUGAGCGAGGAAUGGGUAUUCAGAGCUUGUAUGAUGCCUCUUCUCUUGCAGUGCUUGGAACCUAUGACUGCCGUUUUUGUUGGACCUUUGCUGUUUGGUAUUGCUCACUUCCAUCAUAUUUUUGAGCAAAUGAAAGCUGGAGUCGAAUUUAAGACUGCCCUAAUGAUCUCAACAUUCCAGUUUACUUACACUAGUAUAUUUGGUGCAUAUUCUGCGUAUUUAUUCGUAAGAACAGGUCACUUUGUGGCACCAUUGACAGCACAUAUGUUCUGCAACCAUAUGGGAUUCCCAAACUUUGGUGAGGUGAGCAGUUACCUUCCUCUGCAAAGGAUAGUCAUUAUAUUCAAUUUCUUAUUAGGGUUCGGUCUUUGGUGUACACUGCUAACACCCUUAACGAGCCCGGACAUUUACGAUAAUAGAUUACACUGGGAAACGUGAAUUAAAUAAAAAUACUAAGUGUCAAAACUAUCAGAGUAAUAUUAAAUUUGACUCAAAAAGCAACCUUAAUUACUAAGUUAUUUGAUCAAGUAUUCACACUUAAUACGACUUAAGAUCAAACCUACCGUUUAAGGCUCACUUUGUACUGUUGCGACAGGCAGCAGUGGCAGAACGGCGUCUUACUACUCAGCGCCAUACUACUAACCACCUAUAAAUACCUACCUAUAAUAGUAAUACUGUCGUAGAAUGGCAGAUGCAACCAGAAUACAAUAAUUUAAUAGUAAAUGGUAGUGUGGCGUUGCAGUGCCGCAGUCAUCUAUCCCAAUUAUUUAAUUUAAUAAGGUCUACAUAUAUUUUUCUAGUUUGUGCCAUUUAGCAUGCCAGUAAGGGUCAUUAACCCUACUUUCAUUCCUUAAUCACAAUUCGACGGCGACCUAUCGCCAAUUGUUAUAAAUCUAUCGCAAUUUUUACACCGUUCAAAUAAUAUAAAAAGCCUUAACUUAACCUUA
This is a messenger RNA of Hyposmocoma kahamanoa, 1389 nucleotides long. It is a transcript of the gene Sras, whose product is annotated as CAAX prenyl protease 2. Gene Ontology annotation, molecular function: metalloendopeptidase activity. Bases 17 to 880 code for a protein of 287 amino acids. Gene Ontology annotation, cellular component: endoplasmic reticulum membrane. NCBI's taxonomy places the organism in Eukaryota, Metazoa, Arthropoda, Insecta, Lepidoptera, Cosmopterigidae. The transcript is spliced from 6 exons. Gene Ontology annotation, biological process: CAAX-box protein processing. The record is from RefSeq and is a predicted model, not a curated record.